AAGGGGAUAAAAAUAGGGCGAACUCCAAGAGUUAAAAGGGAGGCUAAAUUUUUUUACUUGUCGCUUGCUCACUUCCUUCCUCCCUCUAAUUUGGGUUUGCGUUUGAAGAGGAGCUCUCGAAGCUGAGAUCAAAUGGAUGACUCAAUGAAGCAAUUACAAGAAAAGCUUAUUGAGGUUGAAAUUGAAGGUGAAAGUCUUUUAUUAGCUCGGCAACAGUUAGUUGAAAAUGAUAGAGCGAGGAAUGGGAACAGAGAAGCAUUAACUGCACUAAGGAGGAGGGCCAAGACAACAAAAACUAGCGUUUCUACACCUUUUGAGUCGAUAAUGAGGAAUGUUGAAUCAAGACCAUUGGUGAAAGAGGUUUGUUUAACCUGUGGUAAUCAUGAUUCAAAGGAGAAGACUUGGGUCAUGUCCCCGGGAACUGACGUAUUUGCCAAUAUUCCUUUUCAUGCUGCCCAUACCAUUCUUGAGAAAGAUCAAACUCUACUUGAUUACGAAGCUAAGAAACUUCAGAGCGUCGUAAAGGAGAAGUCUUUAUGGAUAUCUGAGCAAGGAGUUCUUGCAGAUAGGAUUAGUCCUGGUGUCCUCAGAUCUAUGGUGACCUUAAGUGACAAACCAAAGACUGGGCAGAACGAAUAAUCAACUUCGGUAAUAAAUUGCAUAUGGGGGUAAAUCCUGUAUUCCCUACCUCUUUGCGCAUGUGCGCAUUUGUACUUAACACACCAGCUUGUAUCCACUGGUAGCAUUUGCAUCCAUCAAGAAAUAGGUUGUAGUUUGAAGGUGGUGAAGCUUAUCUUUCUUUGUCGAUUGAUCAGUAACUCGCAGCAUAUAGCAAGAGAGACUCUUCAGGUGCUUUCAGCAGUUGAAGUUUAAUUUAAAACUGGAAAAAGCAAUAUUAUUGACGGUAGAGUUAGUGUGUAGCUAGCUGGAAAUCUUGAGUGGAGGUAAGCCUAUCUUCCUAAAGUGGAAUCGACUUGUAAACCUGAUGUGUAUACCCCUUAUGGCACGAGAGUCGUUUGUUAACAUGCUAUUAGCAACAUUCAAAGAAAUGCUGUUAGCAACAAAAAGUCAACCAGCAUUCGAACUUUUGUAUCGUCACAUUAUGUAGCAAUCUUCCUUCAUCCCAUGCUGUGGGGGAGAAUGUUUAUUUCAGAUACCAUGAUUAAGCUUCCUUGGUA
Molecule: messenger RNA, 1178 nt
Organism: Lycium ferocissimum
Lineage: Eukaryota; Viridiplantae; Streptophyta; Magnoliopsida; Solanales; Solanaceae
Exons: 5
Coding region: 133-639 (168 amino acids)
Source: RefSeq, a predicted model, not a curated record